AUGGCACACGGACACAGCGACCCCGAGCGCAGGAGAAGGAGGAAACAUUCGUCGUCUGCAACAUCCAGCUCUAGAUCGGGAUCGAAACAAGCGCACGUUUCGCAACCUGUCGUCCAGGUAAAUACGCAUGUACAUCCGUGUGCCGUUCAAGCAGCGUCAACACAUCGACCGAACUACCCAAUGCAGGCUGCGCAUCCUGGCCCGCCUCCACUCUAUCCGGGUGGCCCACCUGGGGCGCUGCAGCAUCCCGUCUAUGGUACGAUUCCACAACAUGCACCACAGCACAUGCAUCCAUAUGGGUCUCCGCCAUCGCAAUCUAUCCCACCCCAGAACAACCCUUCGGUGGCCCGCUUCGCAUCUCCUUCUCCUCAGCCUCCCCAGCCAAGGAAGCCAUCACGCGAAGAAGGCCCGUUUCAGCAGCAAUGGGACAGACUCGAUCGGAUGGCAGCAAAGUCGAACGCAGAUCUGCGACAAGGAACCUCGAAGCUGAUCACAAACUACAUUGAGCGACCCACGCAUGCUAUUGCAAUGAGGAGCAUGCAGACGCUGUGCCAAGGAGCAGCACUGUGCGAUGUCAUCAGCUCGAAAUUUGACGCAGUCAUCACUAGCAUCGACGACGACAAAUUCAGCGGGAAAGAGGAGGAUCUCAAAGUGUACGAGAACACGCAACAAAGAACGAGCCGUUCGAGCCCGCCACUCGAACCUCGAAAGGGAACCGCAGAGGAUCAAGUCUAUGAGGCACUGGGAGGCGACAAGGGCUCGAAUCAUUUCGCAAAGGUCUGGCUGUACUCGAAUGCCCGACUCCCACCGCACCUCCCGCCCUUCAAGGUCUACAUGCCGACGUAUCCGCUUCUGUGUCUGGCUGCCACGUACUCUGAGCGCGCCUACGUUGCUCCGGUGCCAAAGUCGAGAGAAGUUGAGAAUCAUGUUCCUGCCAAUUGGCGCAGUGGUACCAAGGCCAUGGUGCUGAAAUCCAUCCCGGUCGACGACAUGAACACGGUCGUCUUCGCCAUCCGCGGCAGCCAGACGUUCAUGGACUGGGCAGUGAACUACAACUCCGCGCCCACAAGCCCAGAGGGCUUCCUCGACGACCCGUCAAACUUUUGCCACGCAGGCUUUCUCUACGUAGCACGCAAGAUGAUCAAACCCGUCGCCGACCGACUUCGAGUCCUCAUCGAAGAAAAUCCCGCCCGCUCAAACUGCAGUCUCCUGAUCACGGGGCAUUCUGCGGGUGGUGCUGUUGCCGCACUUCUAUACGCACAUAUGAUGAGCAAAUCCGUCGACUCGGAACUCAGCUAUCUGACCGACUUCUUCAAACGUGUGCACUGCGUGACUUUCGGCGCACCACCCAUCUCGCGCUGGCCGCUGAAGAAAUCCGAAGAGCCGCGACACAAGAAGAGUCUCUUCUACUCCUUCAUCAACGAAGGAGAUCCCGUUCCACGGGCCGACAAGAGUUAUUUCAAAAGCCUCAUCAAGCUCUACACAACUUCGGCACCAUCUGCUUCGGCACUAGGCCAAACGAUCGCCAGCAUGUCGAAACUCAACCUCUCCGCCCCGCCGCCCUCCUCCCCACCCAAAUCCCGACUUCGUCUCCGACGCCCAAGCAAAUCCUCAUUCCAAACCACAUCUAGCGCAAACACCACCACCACCACCACCACCACCACAGCCGGCGUCGAGUGGCCCAUCCCGCCCUGUGAGUUGAGCCCUGCAGGCAGGCUGAUCGUAUUGCGGCAGCGGCCGGGGAGCCGCAGGGAAGACGACGUGGAGGCUGUUACUGUCGACGAAAGCAUGCUCCGCAAAGUCAUGUACGGCGAUCCGCUGAAACAUCAGAUGCUCGUCUACAAGAAGAGGAUGGACGAGGUGGCUAUCAAGGCGGUGACGGCGCACGAGUUGGGGUGA
Ascochyta rabiei is the source of this 1899-nucleotide messenger RNA. RefSeq lists its product as uncharacterized. Lineage: Eukaryota; Fungi; Ascomycota; Dothideomycetes; Pleosporales; Didymellaceae. Bases 1 to 1899 code for a protein of 632 amino acids. Gene Ontology annotation, biological process: lipid metabolic process. The record is from RefSeq and is a predicted model, not a curated record. The transcript has a single exon.